AUCCGGCGACUGUGCGCCGCUGUUGGUGGCACUACUGCUGAAGCGACCAGGAGACGAGCUCUGUUUGCGGCGAAACAGAAAGUCAUUUACUCCUCGCUGUACGCGAGCUUCUUGAACAAAAUCUCAAGUUUCUCGUCAGUGAACCAUGAGCGGUGAAGGACCCAUUCCAGCGGCGGUGGCCGAGAAAGAGCUUGGAAAUGCUGCCUAUAAACAGAAGAAGUUCGAUGAAGCCCAUACCCACUACGAUAAAGCCAUCGAAUUGGAUCCCAAAGACAUGUCCUUCUUGACCAACAAGGCGGCUGUGUUCUUCGAGCAGAAGGAGUACGAGAAGUGCAUUGAGAUCUGCCAAAAAGCCAUCGAAGUGGGACGGGAGAACAAGGCUGAUUUCAAGCUCCUGGCCAGAGCCCUCGCGAGGAUGGCGAGCGCCUACCACAAACUCGAAAAUUACGACAACGCCAAGCUCUACUUCGAGAAGAGUCUCACGGAGCACAGAACACCUGAAACCCUCUCGAAACUCAGCGAUGUCGAGAAAAUAAUCAAAGAGCGUCAGCGCAAAGAAUACAUCAACCCCGACAUCGCAUUGGAAGAGAAGAACAAAGGCAACGCCCUGUUUCAGAAGGGCGACUACCCCGGUGCGAUCAAACACUACUCCGAAGCAAUUAAGCGGAACCCCGACGAUGCCAAGAUCUUCUCGAACCGAGCCGCGUGCUACCAGAAGCUAGCCGAACCCCAUCUCGCCCUCAAAGACUGCGACGAGUGUAUUCGCUUGGACCCGAAAUUCGUGAAAGGCUUCAUCCGUAAGGGAUACGCGCUGCUUGCCAUGAGGGACACCACCAAAGCACGAUCGGCUUUCGAGAAAGCUCUCGAUCUUGAUCCGAACAGCGCAGAAGCACUGGACGGCUUCAAGAAAUGUUCAGUCGGCUUCGGCAAUGUUGACCCAGAAGAGGCUCGUAAACGGGCGAUGGCUGAUCCUGAAGUGCAGGAGAUCUUCGCCGACCCGAUCAUGAGAAUGAUCUUGGAUCAGAUGACGAACGAUCCGUCAGCGAUCCGAGAGCACAUGCAGAAUCCGGAUGUCGCGGCUAAAAUCCAAAAACUGCUGGAGUGUGGAAUCAUUCAGAUCGGUCACCGCUAGGUCGAGGGUCCUCGAUCACAGAAAGCAUGAAUGAGAGUCAAUUACUGAUCUUCUCCGGAUAAAUAAAACUUUUAUUCAGAUUUU
This is a messenger RNA of Galendromus occidentalis (western predatory mite), 1216 nucleotides long. It is a transcript of the gene Stip1, whose product is annotated as Stress-induced phosphoprotein 1. Gene Ontology annotation, molecular function: Hsp90 protein binding. NCBI's taxonomy places the organism in Eukaryota, Metazoa, Arthropoda, Arachnida, Mesostigmata, Phytoseiidae. Bases 146 to 1132 code for a protein of 328 amino acids. The record is from RefSeq and is a predicted model, not a curated record. The transcript has 4 exons.